AUGGCUCGUCUGGAACAGGUCAUCAUAAGCAUUGUGGAUAUAUUUAUGGAGUAUGCUGAUGAUGAAGGCAAGAAACGCAAGUUAAACAAGGAGGAAUUGAAGAUGGUGUUCGAGAAGGAAAUACAAAGCGACGAGUUAAAAGGGAAAAUCAAUACAGAUGACAUUGAGGAGGCUAUGGAGAUGCUGGAUAAGAACCACGAUGGCGAAGUCAACUUCCGAGAGUUCUGCAGGUGUGUGUCUGCCCUGGCCAGAAGUUACUACCAAAGCAAGCAAGGCAAAGGUGGCAAGAAAAGCAAGGGAGCUCAACCACAAUAAAGACUAAAAAUGCUACUGGUGGUAGGAUAUAUCCAUGAUGAAGCUCGACCUGUGUU
Scomber scombrus (Atlantic mackerel) is the source of this 371-nucleotide messenger RNA. RefSeq names its product protein S100-A6-like. Lineage: Eukaryota; Metazoa; Chordata; Actinopteri; Scombriformes; Scombridae. The transcript has 2 exons. The coding region runs from base 1 to 315 and encodes 104 amino acids. Gene Ontology annotation, molecular function: transition metal ion binding; calcium ion binding. The record is from RefSeq and is a predicted model, not a curated record.